AGGCUCUGCGACGCGCAGACAGCCGGACGGUCGUGCAGAGCCGGGAGCGGCACCGCGGCGGCGGCAGCGGCCGGCUUGGGCGGGCCUCGGGGGCGGCGCGGCGCGGGUCCUGCCGCAUGAGCGCCCGCCCGUCCGGCGAGCCCUCGUGCCCAGGCGGCGGCGCCAUGGCCGAGCUCGAGUCGCUGUCGGGGGACGCGUACCUGGCGUUGAGCCACGGCUACGUGGCGGCGGCUGCAGGCCUCGCCUACGGGGCGGCACGGGGGCCCGAGGCGGCUCGCGGCUACGGCGCGCCGGGCCCGGGCGGCAACCUCCCCGCGCCCCCCGCGCCCCGCGCCCCAGCACCCGCGGCCGAGAGCAGCGGCGAGCAGAGCGGCGACGAGGACGACGCCUUCGAGCAGCGGCGGCGGCGGCGCGGGACCGGGGGCGCGGCGGACGGACGGCGGCGGCCCCGGGAGCAGCGCUCGCUGCGGCUCAGCAUCAACGCGCGCGAGCGGCGGCGCAUGCAUGACCUGAACGACGCGCUGGACGGGCUGCGCGCCGUCAUCCCCUACGCGCACAGCCCGUCGGUGCGCAAGCUCUCCAAGAUCGCCACGCUGCUGCUCGCCAAGAACUACAUCCUCAUGCAGGCGCAGGCCCUGGACGAGAUGCGGCGCCUGGUGGCCUACCUCAACCAAGGCCAGGGCCUGGCGGCGCCCGUGACCGCCGCACCCUUGACGCCCUUUGGCCAGGCCUCCGUGUGCCCCUUCUCGGCGGGCGCUGCGCUGGGGCCCUGCCCGGACAAGUGCGCCGCCUUCUCCGGAACGCCCUCGGCGCUUUGCAAACACUGUAAUGAGAAGCCUUGACUAUGCCUGCUCCCCGCCUCCUUCCGCACGCGCCCUUCGUUACGCUUCCCUGAUGACUGUCACUCUGCC
Lemur catta (Ring-tailed lemur) is the source of this 911-nucleotide messenger RNA. RefSeq names its product basic helix-loop-helix family member e23 (gene BHLHE23). The record is from RefSeq and is a predicted model, not a curated record. Gene Ontology annotation, molecular function: protein dimerization activity. NCBI's taxonomy places the organism in Eukaryota, Metazoa, Chordata, Mammalia, Primates, Lemuridae. The transcript has a single exon. The coding region runs from base 117 to 842 and encodes 241 amino acids.